AUGAAUCGCUCGCAAAAUUAUUCUGCGGCAGAGCUGGAUGCUCUGAUUUCUGCAUUAGAAAAGAAAAGAUUUCUGGUGUCAGGGGAACUUGGGCCUCUUUGUGAAACUAUUCAAGCCCAGAAGAAUGCCUGGGAUGAAGUGGCCGAGGUCGUAUCAUCCCGUGCUAUGGGGGUAACACGCACUGGUUACCAAAUAAAAAAUAAGUGGUGCGAUUUAAAAUAUCGCAUUAGAUGUAAAGCUGUCCGUAUGAAGGAAGAACGAGAGAAGACCGGUGGAGGUCGUGGCCAGACAGUUAAACUGACUUUGCAAGAGGAGAGGGUGUUGGGGCUUUUAGGGGAAGCCUACAUCAGUGGCAUCGUCGGAGAAGAAUUAGACACCUCAUACGAUUUGGAGCCGGAGCAGUCAAAUGGCUAUUUGGAGACCCUUGCUGGACCCUCAAUGACGAAUUCUAGUCUAGCUGAUGUAGAAACUGAAGUUGAUACAGUUGAGAGAACAUCCGCUGGACCACCUAGACGUAUCCUAUCAACGCCACAAGGAGUAAAGCGAAAGAUAGAAAAACCAGGAUCUUCAAUCCAGCGUGUCCAAGAAUAUCGUAACAAGAAGAGAACACAAAUGAUAAACUGGGAAGAGGAUGAGGACACGCAAGUGUUGACUACUCAGAAGGAAACAAAUGAAAACAUAAAAAAAUGA
This is a messenger RNA of Uloborus diversus, 690 nucleotides long. RefSeq lists its product as uncharacterized. Lineage: Eukaryota; Metazoa; Arthropoda; Arachnida; Araneae; Uloboridae. Gene Ontology annotation, cellular component: nucleus. The transcript is spliced from 4 exons. The record is from RefSeq and is a predicted model, not a curated record. Bases 1 to 690 code for a protein of 229 amino acids.